CCGAGGCGAGGCUUCGGAUUGAUCAUUUCUCACUCACGCUCUCAGGGUCCUUGCUCCCCGACUCACCUCGCCCUCCUUCUCCUCUGCGGACCGCUCAUCAUCCCCCACUUGCACGCGACCUUGGAUGAGGCUGAUCGCUGUACCAUUGGCUCGUGUACGGCCUUCUGCUCACCCAGUCUGUACCUUUCUCGCACAACGCUCUCCAAGACCACAGCCGCCCAUCCCUACCCCAGCAUCCGCAACCGCAUCUUCUUCUCCCGCUGGCCCUUCCUCCUCCCCAUCCUCGCCCGCCUCUUCAGAAGCAUCCCCAUCUUCAUCCUCGGCUCAAACUCCACUUACCACUCGCAUUCUCACCAAAGCUUCCGACUUCUGGCUCAGCCUUGGAAGAGACGGUCAAGAUGGGAAAAAGGUAGCAGUGCUGGACUGGAAGCGGCGGACGUACAAGACGGGAGAGAAGUUGAUGGACCGCAUCGAGUACGAGGAGUGGGCGUUGAAGGCAGUGGACCCUACUUUGGGACCUUCGCUGAACCCGGUCAAGAAGAGCGAGGGAGAGGAGCUCAAGGACCUCAAGCCCGGAGAGACACCGUCGCACCUCGCAACCGUCCCAAUCCACUUUCCCCCGAGUCUCGUCUCCCCCACACAUCUCUUGCACACCCUCCGCACUCUUACAGCCUCACGGACACCUCAUCAUCGUAGAAGCUUGAUCCUCUGCGUGGUCGGCAUGCCCUUCACAAUACCCUUUAUGCUCAUCCCAGUCGUGCCCAACUUGCCCUUCUUUUACUUGGUUUGGAGAGCUUGGAGUCACUGGCGAGCUUUCCAAUCGUCGCAAUACCUCUCCACUCUCCUCACCCAGAACCGCCUUCUUCCCAAGGCCGACACAUCUCUAGAUCCCAUCUUUGGAAAGUACAACUUCGAACCCAUCCUAGACGCUCCCUCCACCAACCCCUCGUCCUCUUCUUCUUCAGGAGCAAGCUCCCCGAACCUCACCACUUCAGGUGGUGUCAAGAAGAUCGAGCCUGUCCUCCUUUUGAGUCCGCGGCAGAUUGAGAUGCUCAAGACGGAAUUGAAGCUGGAUCAACAGAGUGUGAAUGAACUGGUUAGGGCCAGACAGCAGACCUUGUUGAGUGUGCAGAAGGGAGAGAUGGACAAGAUUGAAAAGGCUGCUGAGGGGGUGAAAGAGGGCGAGGGCGCUCAACCGGGGACAGGCAGCGAUGGAGAGACCAAAGGAUAGCCCUUUGAAGCUUGGAGAGUAAGAGGUGCUGGGUGUGGAAUAUGCAAUUUAGAUCAAAGGACUUUGAUGGCUGCUCCUAGACGCUUUAGCAGCUAUACUCAAGAUAGAGGAGCGGGGGCUGUAUUGCAUGACUCUUAUCACCGCCUCAUGUCAUCAGACGACUUCUUGCACAGAUACUAGGGACUUUCAACCUCCUUGCAAUGCACAUAGGCUUGUCAG
Molecule: messenger RNA, 1450 nt
Organism: Microstroma glucosiphilum
Lineage: Eukaryota; Fungi; Basidiomycota; Exobasidiomycetes; Microstromatales; Microstromataceae
Exons: 3
Coding region: 125-1231 (368 amino acids)
Biological process (GO): proton transmembrane transport; potassium ion transport
Cellular component (GO): mitochondrial inner membrane
Source: RefSeq, a predicted model, not a curated record